Messenger RNA from Contarinia nasturtii (swede midge), 932 nucleotides. Its product is annotated as ATP synthase subunit d, mitochondrial-like. The record is from RefSeq and is a predicted model, not a curated record. Gene Ontology annotation, biological process: proton motive force-driven ATP synthesis. The transcript has 2 exons. NCBI's taxonomy places the organism in Eukaryota, Metazoa, Arthropoda, Insecta, Diptera, Cecidomyiidae. The coding region runs from base 135 to 653 and encodes 172 amino acids. Gene Ontology annotation, molecular function: proton transmembrane transporter activity.
AUUUGACACUUUGUCACUGUGUUGACAGCAACAACAGUGAAAAAGAAAAAGAAAAUCGAUUACAUAACCUAACCUAUCUAUAGAAUAGAAGUCUAUGUCAUAUUGACUGCGAGGUUGUAAGAUAAUUCGAAGCAAUGGCCGCAAAACGUAUCUCCCAAUCGAACAUUAAUUGGUCCGCACUUUCUGAGCGUGUACCAACACAUCAAAAGAGCAGCUUUUUAGCAUUCAAGUCACGCAGUGACAAAUAUCUACGUGCUGUUCUCGCUAAUCCAGAACAAUCACCAAAAAUCGAUUGGGCUGCAUACAAAAGUAAAAUCCCAAAUGCUGCCUUGGUUGAAUCAUUCCAAAAGGCAUAUGAAUCAUUGAAAGUUCCAUACCCAGCUGAUACUUUGUCAGCUGAGGUUGAUAAAUUGCGUGGUGAAAUGAUAUCUGAAAUUGCAACGUUCAAAAAAGAAUCCGAGGCACGUAUUGUCAACUAUAAAGCCGAAACUGAUCGUAUCAAGGGAUUAUUGCCAUACGCUCAAAUGACAAUGGAAGAUUUCCGUGAUGCCCAUCCAGAAUUGGCAUUGGAUCCACUCAAUAAGCCAACAUUCUGGCCACAUGAGCCAGAGCUUCAGCCAGACGCUUGCAAAGAAGAAAAAGCACACCACUAGAAGCAGCCUUCAAUUUAAUCAAACAACAGGAAAAGAAAUAGCAUUCUUCAGCCAAAUUGUUAUUCAAUGCAGCACAUGGAUUAGAAUUAAAUUAACAACAAUAACAUCAAAUCAACGGCAAAAACAACAACAACAACAAGCAUUAUUGAUUUAAAUCCUAACCAUUUAAACAUUGAUGUAUGAUUACUAUACAAUUGAAGUGCAUAACAACGCAAUCAAUUUCAAUGUAGUUCGAAAAUUUAAAAUUUAUCAAAUAAAGUGUUAAAAACAUAUGAUUAA